AUGAUACCUGAAGCCUCCCUCUGGGAUUUUCUGAAUGGAAAGAUUCUGGACCUUCUUUGCCUGGUGUACAAUAGCCUGUGGCUAUGGCUUCCCAGACUUGUAUGGGGUUUUCCCUUCAGCUUUCUGAGGGCCCCUUGGCUGGUGCUACUCAGUGUCAUGCUAUGCUGUCUCCUCCUAGGGGCUCCUCUGAGCCCCAACUCAACACAGGAUGAGGAGUCUUUCACUGUGGGGGUGCUGGGUCCAUGGGAGUGUGACCUCCUCUUCACCAAAGCACUCCCCCAUGUGGCUGCCCACCUAGCCAUCACACGAGCCAAAAGAGAGUUCUUGUUGGAGCUGAGCACUCGAUUGGAUUAUGUGAUCCUUGAGGAGGGCUGCAAUACUGCCCAGUCUCUGGCUACUUUCCUCUCCUAUAGAAGUGCUGUGUCUACCUUUGUGGGGCCUUCCAAUCCUGGCUACUGCCCAGCAGCAGCACUCCUGGGCCAGAACUGGGGCAAAGCCCUUUUCUCCUGGGCAUGUGGAGCCCCAGAAUCAGGAGGCACGUUGGUCCCCACUUUGCCGUCCACCAUCCAGGUCCUAUUGGCUGUCCUGAGGCACUUUGGCUGGGCUCAUGUGGCUGUCAUUUCCUCCCAUCAAGAUGUCUGGGUAGACACAGCCCAACAGGUUAUCUCAGCCCUCAGGACUCAUGGACUGCCUGUGGGGCCAGUAACCUCUCUGGGGCCUGGAGGCCAGGGAGCUAUUAGAGCCCUGAAGCAGCUUCAAGAUACAAGUAGGUUGAAGGUGGUGGUAAUGUGCAUGCACUCACUUCUUGUUGGUGGUUCUGAGCAGGAAGUCUUGCUUGCCCAAGCUCAUGCACUUGGCCUGACGGAUGGCAGGUAUGUCUUCAUCCCUUAUGAUGCGCUGCUUUAUGGGACGCCCUAUCGCAACCGGUCCUACCCAGUGCUGAGGGAUGCUGGUGGCCUUCAGGAAGCUUAUGAUGCCGUGUUGACUAUCAGUCUGGAAUCUGGUACAACUGACUUCGAUGGAGCCUUCUCAGCUGCCAGGAAGAGUGGGGAAAUCACUGCCAACACAGAGCCUGAACAAGUGUCUCCACUCUUUGGGACCAUCUAUGAUGCCAUCUUUCUUCUGGCCAAUGCUCUGAAUCACUCUAAGAAACAAGGGGGUCAGCUCUCAGGAAACCAUCUUCGGGAUCACAUUAUGUCUCUGGACCUAGCUGGUUUUAGCCAGAGGAUCCAGACAGAUGAGAGAGGAAAUAGGUUGGCCCGCUAUGUAAUCUUAGAUACAGAUGGUCAGAAAAAUCAGCUUAUUCCAACCCAUUUGCUGGACAUGUCCACUCUAUCAGUGCAAUCACUGGGAAGACCUAUUCACUUUCCACAAGGAAUAUCCCCUCCCCCUGAUUCCAACUGUUGGUUUGAUCCAGAUACUCUAUGUACCGGAGAUGGGUGGUCCUUGAUUCCCCUCCUGGCUGUGAUAUCAUUGUCUACCUUAGUGCUUGGAGGCCUGGGUCUCAUUUACCUUAUGAGGACUCUGCAGUUCCAGCCUGGAGGAGGGCCCAACAAGGUUAUACUGACUAUGGUAGACCUCACCUUCACUCAUCCUCCACUGAACCAGCGGAAACUCACUUUGGAUACCCUCAGCAAUUCCCGGAAUCCCUCAGAUGUCAAGAGUCUUAGCUCAGAUGUCCAGUCUCCAGGGAGGGCCCUCCCAGCCACACCAGAAUCUUCCAACAUGGCCUUGUACCAGGGAGACUGGGUUUGGCUGAAGAAGUUCAAGACUGGAACAUCCUCUGAGCUCCGUCAGAGUUCUGUGAAGCUACUGAAAAAGAUGAGGGAUCUGAGACAUGAGAAUGUGGGUCUCUGCCUGGGAUUCUUUACUGAUCUGGGUGUUUCUGCCAUUGUGUUUGAGCACUGUUGCAGAGGCAGUUUGGAGGAUUUGCUGAAAAAUGAGGCCCUGAGGCUUGACUGGACUUUCAAGUCAUCCCUCCUGAUGGAUUUGAUUAAAGGUGUCCGGUAUCUCCACCAUCGAGGGUUUCCCCAUGGUUCCCUCAAGUCUCGCAACUGUGUUGUGGAUGGGCGUUUUGUUUUGAAGGUCACAGACUAUGGUUAUUUGGAUCUCUUGGAGAGACAGCGGGUUCCUUAUUCCCAGCCCCUGCCAGAAGAAUUGCUGUGGACUGCACCAGAAUUGCUCAGGGAGGCAGAAGGGCCUUGGAGAGGCACUUUCAAGGGCGAUGUCUAUAGUUUUGCCAUAAUUUUGCAAGAGGUGCUGGCUCGGGGACCACCCUACUGCACAUCAGGACUCUCUGCGGAAGAAAUCAUCAGGAAGCUGGUGUCCCCUCCUCCCCUCUGCCGUCCAGUGGUGUCUCCAGACCAGGGACCACCUGAGUGCCUCAGACUGAUGAAACAAUGCUGGAGUGAAGAUCCAGAAGAUAGACCCAGUCUGGACGACAUCUUCAGCCAGUUUAAAAGCAUCAACCAAGGCAAGAAGAGCAGUGUGGCAGACUCAAUGCUACGGCUGCUAGAGAAGUAUUCCCAUGAUCUGGAGGACCUGGUCCAGGCGAGGACAGAAGAACUGGAGCUGGAGAAACAGAAGACAGAGAAGUUGCUCUCACAGAUGCUUCCCCAAUCUGUGGCAGAGGCUCUGAAGGCUGGGACCACUGUGAUCCCAGAGUACUUUGACCAGGUAACAAUCUACUUCAGUGAUAUCGUUGGCUUCACCAUCAUCUCAGCUCUGAGUGAGCCCAUGGAGGUGGUGGACCUGUUAAAUGACCUCUACACACUGUUUGAUGCUGUCCUGAAUAGCCACGAUGUGUAUAAGGUGGAGACCAUUGGCGACGCCUACAUGGUGGCCUCGGGGCUGCCUCGGCGGAACGGCACCCGGCAUGCGGCUGAAAUCGCCAAUCUGGCCCUGGACAUCCUCAGUUCUGUGGGGGACUUCCGCAUGAGGCACGUGCCUGAGGUGCCCGUCCGUAUCCGGGCUGGCCUGCAUUCGGGGCCCUGUGUGGCAGGUGUUGUGGGUCUCACUAUGCCUCGCUACUGCCUUUUUGGAGACACAGUAAACACUGCAUCCAGGAUGGAGUCCACAGGACUACCUUACAGGAUCCACGUCAGCGGAAGUACUGUCCAGACCCUGGCCAGCUUGAACGAAGGCUACAAAAUUGAAGUCAGAGGUCAGACUGAACUGAAGGGCAAAGGAAUAGAAGAAACCUAUUGGCUAGUGGGGAAAACAGGCUUCCCAAAAGAACUCCCUAAACCCAUGGAUAUCAAACCAGGAGACGCCUGGCAAGAAAUGGUGAACCAGGAGAUCAAGUCAUCCUUCAGGAAGGCCAGCCGAAGCAGUGGGAGAUCCAAGAGCUCUGAAAAGGCAGAACCAGCCCCCUGAGAGGAGAAGUCCCAGGCACAGGACCCAGCGUGCAGCACAAGCUGGGGAGCCACUUCCAGCAACCUGACCUCACCUUCCCCACAGCUCCCCUGCCCCUGAUUAGCUAUCCCACUUAUUCCUCCCCUGAUAGGAAACACAUCUCCUUAGCAAGUGCACUGCCUUGAGGUAGCAAUUGGGUAGAUUUUCAAAAUUUAUUAUUAGCUGGGCCCUCAAAGGGAUUGUCAUUAUAAUAUUAACAAUUCCCACAUCAACAGGAGUUGGCUUAAAAAGCCUUCUCCCAUAUCCACCUGGGAAGAAGGUAGCACAAGGAUUAUUAUUAUUUCUACUUUGUAAAUUAGGAGGCUAAUCCUCAGAAAGAGGAGCCCCAAGUCACACAACCAGGGUCUUUGGAUGCUAAGAAACAAAAAGCAUCCAAAACUCUUUGCAGAUGUCCCAGAGCACUGCUCAUAGUACUGACUAGCAUUCAGGCUUUGACUUCUACAGAUUCCUUUGCCACAGAGCUCCCGGCUCUUGAAGAUGCUACAAUGCAGCAAUCACAGAGGCUUGUUCUAAUCGCAUCCUUCAGCUGCUUUUUCAGGGUCCAUUGGGUACCAGAGUUAGAGCAUCACUGGAGACAAUUUUCUCUUUUGAAUCCUUCUAUGUACCAUCGUAGGAGGGAUUGAAUUUUCACCUACUCUAUCUCAAAACAAUUCUUUCUUUCUCUAGGUUUCUGGAGUUUCCCAUCAAUCUCCCUAAAGUCCAGCCCUGGUUAUGUCCCUAUGUGACUUACCUUGCAUGCUGGGGACCUUCCAAACGCCUGCCAGACUAGGCUCUCCACAAUCUGACUUCAGUCUGAUUCAGUCUACUCCCCUUCAAAUCCUCAGCUAAACCAGAUAACUUAGCACUCCCUUGUUUUCCUACUAUCAUGCCUUUGCUUCUACUGUUUUCUGUGCCGGGAAGGCCUUUCCCUAGAAUGCAACUGUGAAAGUACUGUCCAUCCUUCAAGUCUCAAUUCAAUACACAAUUAGUGCAGUUUGUGACACUUUGCACAUCUUUUCUAUGAAACCUUCCUUAAUACUCUCCAGUUGGGAGUGAUCCCAUCCUGUUGUAUCAAAUUUCACCUGUCUCCUGACCUGUGACAUUAUCUCUCUGUCUCCUUUAUUUUCUUUUUGUAAAAUCAAGUAUUUUAUUAUUUACCUUAAAAUUUAAUAUGCCUCUACUCACAACUGUAAGCUUCCUGAAGUCAAUUACCAUGUUCUAUUUAAUAUUUGUAGCUCUCCCAGGA
Messenger RNA from Sarcophilus harrisii (Tasmanian devil), 4639 nucleotides. Its product is annotated as olfactory guanylyl cyclase GC-D-like. NCBI's taxonomy places the organism in Eukaryota, Metazoa, Chordata, Mammalia, Dasyuromorphia, Dasyuridae. The transcript has 18 exons. The record is from RefSeq and is a predicted model, not a curated record. Gene Ontology annotation, biological process: cGMP biosynthetic process; receptor guanylyl cyclase signaling pathway; protein phosphorylation. The coding region runs from base 1 to 3375 and encodes 1124 amino acids. Gene Ontology annotation, molecular function: guanylate cyclase activity; protein kinase activity; peptide receptor activity.